Molecule: messenger RNA, 600 nt
Organism: Schistocerca piceifrons (Central American locust)
Lineage: Eukaryota; Metazoa; Arthropoda; Insecta; Orthoptera; Acrididae
Product: piggyBac transposable element-derived protein 3-like
Exons: 3
Coding region: 1-600 (199 amino acids)
Molecular function (GO): sequence-specific DNA binding
Source: RefSeq, a predicted model, not a curated record
AUGGAUGCCCGUGUAAGAUUAAGUAUACUUCAGAUUUUUUCAAAUAGUUACGAAGAUGAUGAUGUAGAAUUGGCAAUUAUUCCACCCAAUGCAGAUGUAAUAACAGAUGAAGAAAACAUUGAUGAAAAUGUAGUGAUUAAUGAGUCUGUUGUACAAGAUGUACCCGGUACUUUAGAGCUGAUAACCAGCCGAGAUGAAGCUAAUACUACAGUUGUACCUCCAGAAGCCAAAAGAAGGAAAGCAUUAGGAGGUGGGGCAGAAAGUGUCUUCAACUCCAUAUCAAGAAAUAGGUUUUGGGAAAUAAAGAGAUUCAUUCAUCUCAAUGACAACUCCAAAAUAGACAGAAACGACAAGAUGUACAAACUGAGGUUGUACUUCGAAAUGCUGAAAAAGGAAUUUGGUAAAUUUGGCAUACAUCAUUCAGAACUCUCAAUUGAUGAAAUGAUGGUAUGUUAUUAUGGUAAACAUUCAGCUAAAAUGUUUCUGAGGAGAAAGCCUAUCAAAUUUGGAUAUAAAAUUUGUUGUCUUACAAGUUUCAAUGGCUUUCUUUAUAAUUUCUCGCCAUACUGUGGCAAGACUGACAACAAACAGGAGCCUUGA